AUGUCUGAAGACACAGCUCAGCGACCUGAGGCUAAGGAUUUUGCCCUUUCUGCGCCUCCAAAAUUACCGUCCAAGGUCUUCGCUCAGUCCCCGUAUAUCACGAAACCAGCACAGGAGCCGCAGUCCAUCAGGACGGUCUCACGCUGGAUUGUCAGUGGCCUGGUUAUUACGUUUGAGGAGGGCCUAGCAAGGGCCAACCGACUGCGCGCCGCGCGAGGAGAUGAACCUCUCCAGGACGUCCGAGGCGACCACUGGUCGGUCCUCAUGGAGCUUGACCAGAGAGGGAGCUUGACCAGAGAGUGCAGGAACUUCAUGGAUAUGGAGCUAUGGCAGGUGCCGCUCGUCAAUGGGAAAGCGACCCUCACGCCGGAGCAGGCGAAGUCUGGUCCAAUCGAAAGCAUGGCUGCAGAGACGCUGAAGGAACAGGAGCCGAUGACACCGAGAGUUACCGCAAGCAUGGAACCAGCACAGAAGCCACGGCGCGUCAGGACAGUCGAUCGCUGGAUCGUCGGCGGGCUCCUUAUCAAGUUUGAGGAGGGCCUUGCAUGGGCCAACCGGCUGCGCGCCGCUCGAGGAGACGAACCCCUCGAAGACACCCAACGCGACCACUGCUCGAUUCUCAUAGACAUCGACACGAGGGUGCGGGAACUCCGCGGGUAUGGAGCUAUGUAUUGGGGGCGUAGUACCGGGGACCCGGUAAAGUGCUCGCACUUCCUGAUUAUUACGAGAUAUGAUCCAGGGCGGGUGCCGCUCGUCAAUGGGAAAGCAACCCUCACUCGGGCGCAGACGAAGUCAGGUCCAAUCGAGCGCAUGGCUGCGAAGACGUUGAAGGAGGACGAACAGGUGGAGUUCAUAGGGUUUUACGCUUUUCCUUCUACGAUGCCGCCUGACUGUUGA
Molecule: messenger RNA, 897 nt
Organism: Gloeophyllum trabeum ATCC 11539
Lineage: Eukaryota; Fungi; Basidiomycota; Agaricomycetes; Gloeophyllales; Gloeophyllaceae
Exons: 6
Coding region: 1-897 (298 amino acids)
Source: RefSeq, a predicted model, not a curated record